This is a messenger RNA of Solanum dulcamara, 5205 nucleotides long. RefSeq lists its product as uncharacterized. Gene Ontology annotation, molecular function: transcription coregulator activity. The transcript has 10 exons. The record is from RefSeq and is a predicted model, not a curated record. Lineage: Eukaryota; Viridiplantae; Streptophyta; Magnoliopsida; Solanales; Solanaceae. Bases 595 to 4914 code for a protein of 1439 amino acids. Gene Ontology annotation, biological process: regulation of DNA-templated transcription. Gene Ontology annotation, cellular component: nucleus.
GAACUUCAGUUUUUAACUUUUCCUUCAAUAUACUUUUUUUAUGUUGAUUUGAAACUAAUGAAAUGCUACUUUCGACUUGGUGAGGGGAAAAAAAAAAAAGACAAAUGAGAAGAAAAAUAAAUUGGGCAAAAAGCGUAAAGUCACAAUUGUACCCACCCAACCGGGUUUCCGGGUCUCUGUUUUCACCCUCUGAAUCCAAAACGAAAAAAUCCUUCUCUCUGUCAGUUUGAUCGGCCAUUGUUGAGCGCUCUGUAGGAUCAAUUAGGUAUUUUGGUUCAUUUUUGUCAGUAAUUUACCUGAACUGGAGACGUCACAGUUGCAAAUUGGCACAAGAAGAAGCAGUUUUGGAUGAAUUAAACCUCUUCCAAAAGUUGGAGCUUUGGGCAAACGGCAAGCUUACUAUUUCUGAAGCCAUUGUUCAAUUGUUAGUUUCAGUUCAAUUUCAUACAGACCUCAGGUCAACAGGCUGAUGUGGAGGAGCCUCUUGGAGGAAGAGGCAAAUAUUUGUCAUUUUGAUGAUACAGUUUAGUUCUUGCUUAUUUAAAUGUUUGUCAGUAUUCCUCUGCAUCAACCAUUUCAAAUAUUGUGCUGAAGAUGUCUUUGAGCUCAACUGAAGCUAAGGAGUCUAAUCAGGAGAAUUUGUUCCUGGUACACGGCAACAUAUCCAACAAUGGAAGUCCUCGAGAACAAGAGGCUGAUGAAAAAAAGAGUAAACACCAUUAUGGUGAUUGUGACAGGGGUGACAAUGAGAAUGAGUAUGACGAAGAUGAGGAAGAGGAUAUGGAUUUUAAUCCUUUGUUAAAAGAAACUGUCUCUCUAGAGGCUUCUUCAAGUCUGAGCUCAGAAAUCGAAGGUCUGGAUGCUGAUGUGGUUGACAGUGGGGAGAACAUUGCUGAAUCAUUGGGAAUUUGUUGCAAAGAAAGAUUGCCAGAUUUUUCACAGGAUUGUCUCAUUGGAGACAAAGAACUUGGUGAGGAGAUUGUGAUGCAAAAUAGAGCUUCUUCUGAGGCUUGUCCAGAAGGCUUGAAGAAAAUUUCGUCUUCUGAACCUAAGGAGAGAGAAUCCACUCUAGAUACUGAACCUGAAAGUGGAAUUUCAAAUAACAAGAAGACUGUGUUGAGUGGACGGGGUGAUCACGUUGAGGAUCUUUCAGUUGGAGGGUGUAACAAUAUAGCAAAUUCAGUUAGAUCCAUCAUAGAUAUGGAUAAUGAGGAUGCUAUAUGUAAGCGCACUAGAGCACGCUACUCACUUGCUAGCUUUACACUUGAUGAACUUGAGACGUUUCUUCAGGAAACAGAUGACGAGGAUGAUCUUCAGAAUGUCAAUGAUGAAGAAGAGUACAGGAAGUUUCUUGCAGCUGUUUUACACGGUGGAGAUGGAAAUUCUGGAAAUAUACAAGAUAAUGAAAAUGUUGAUGAUGAAGAUGAAGACAAUGAUGCAGAUUUUGAGCUUGAAAUUGAGGAGGCAUUGGAGAGUGACCUUGAUGAACACCUGAAGGAUGAUAUUGAAGAGUAUGAGGCUGUUGGUCGAAGACCUAAGACUAGGCAAACCAGGCGCCAAAGAGCUUCUCUUGAGAACAAGAAGAAGAUUUUAGGAUUGUCAAACAGGCCACUACGCCCUUUGUUACCAUAUCUUCCCAUUUCUCCUUACUCUGUACAUGGUGCAAAAAACAUGAUGCCUCCAUCCAGUCUGCCGUUGGCAAAUGAUGGCUUUGUGAACGGAUUUACUCCCCAUCAGAUAGGACAAUUACAUUGUUUGAUACAUGAGCAUGUUCAACUUCUUAUUCAGGUUUUUGCUGUUUGUGUUCUUGAGCCGGCCAAACGGCACAUUGCUUCUGAUGUUGGGGAGCUGAUUUCCCUCAUGCUUCGUAAACGUGAUGAAGUAUUAGAAAGUAGGCGUGUGCCAUAUCCCAGUUUUUGCUUCUUCUCCCCGUAUGUUUGUCCUUCGGUGUCUGAUGAACCUUUGCAUACUUCGCCUGUCCAAAUUACCGACAAAAUGUCUUCAGCACAUGAUGUGCAGGGAGGCUGCUCGUCCGGACUUAACAUGGUGCAGCCUUUUGAAAGAAUUUCUCCUUCAAGAGGAAGACAUGAAACUAUUACAAAUUAUCAGGUGGGAUGCCCUUUAGGCUCCUGGGUACCUUAUAUAAGUGGUCCAAUACUAUCUGUUCUUGAUGUGGCUCCAAUCAAAUUAGUUAAAGACUUCAUGGAUGACGUUUCUCAUGCCGUGCAAGAUUACCAAUGUCGGCAAGUAGGAGGUUUGAAUGACAGCUGCUCGGAGAAGGAACCCUUGUUUCCUGUGCAAAAUAUUCAUUUUACUGCUGAACCUGAUGGGUGUGCUUCCUUGUUUUCAAACGUUGUACCUCCUUCUUCAUCAAGUUCUCGAAAAUCAAAGAAGACUCUGGCUGCUGUAUUAGUAGAAAAAGCUAAAAAACAGGCAGUUGUUCCUGUUCCAAAAGAGAUUGCUAAGUUAUCUCAGCGCUUCUAUCCUUUGUUUAAUCCUGCUCUGUAUCCCCAUAAGCCACCCCCUGCAGUGGUAGCAAACCGGGUGCUUUUUACUGAUGCGGAGGAUGAACUAUUAGCAUUGGGUUUGAUGGAGUAUAAUACAGAUUGGAAAGCAAUUCAGCAGCGGUAUCUUCCUUGCAAAUCUAAGCAUCAGAUUUUUGUCCGGCAGAAGAAUCGCGCAUCAUCUAAAGCACCUGAUAAUCCAAUAAAGGCUGUUCGGAGGCUGAAAAACUCUCCCUUGACAGCAGAAGAGGUUGCACGUAUUGAAGAGGGCCUGAAGGUGUUCAAGCUUGACUGGAUGUCCGUGUGGAAGUUUAUUGUUCCUUAUAGAGAUCCUUCCUUGUUACCCCGGCAGUGGCGCACUGCUAUUGGAACACAGAAAUCAUAUAUAUCUGAUGCUAGUAAGAAGGCAAAACGUCGGUUGUAUGAAUCAGAGAGAAAAAAACUAAAAUCCGGUGCUUUGGAAACUUGGCAUAUUUCUUCCAGAAAGAAGGAUGAUGUUGCUGACAGCGCUAUUGAAGAAAAUUGUGGUGCAGAUAAUUGUACAGACAGAAAUGAGGAAGCGUAUGUUCACGAGGCUUUUUUGGCAGAUUGGAGGCCUGCUGUAUCCAGCAUCCAAGUGAAUCAUUCUAUGUCAAACCUGGCAGAGAAAAUUCCUCCACUCCAGCUAUUGGGUGUGGAGAGUUCUCAAAUUGCUGAAAAGAUGAAUAACAGUGGUUCUAGAAAUUGGCAAUCCCACAUCUCUAACGAGUUCCCUGUUUCUCUAAGGUCGUCAGAAACUGAGUCCUUUUCGCUGCGAAACGGAGCCCAUAAAUUUAACAAUGGGCAGUUAGUUAAAUUAGCCCCAGGUCUGCCUCCUGUUAAUCUUCCACCAUCUGUUCGAGUAAUGUCUCAGUCGGCUUUCAAAAGCUAUCAUGUUGGAACAUAUCCGAGGGCUUUUGGUGGGGAUGCUUCAACCGGUGAUGGUGUGAGAGACAAUGCAGUCCCAAAAAAUGCAAAUGUUGCAAAGCCAUAUACUAAUUAUUUUGUGAAAGAUAGACCAUUUAACAGUAGUGCUGGGAGGAACAAUAUAAGUACUCAGAAUCUACAGGAAACUGGUGUGUCAAAGGAUAAUAAGAAUGUUGCAGAAGAAAAAGAUGAGUCAGGUCUAAAGAUGCAUCCUUUACUCUUCCGGACCACUGAAGAUGGCCCUUUGCCAUAUUAUCAGUCUAACUCUAGUUUUAGUACAUCCAGUUCGUUCAAUUUCUUUUCAGGUUGUCAACCUAAUCUUAGCCUCUUUCAUCAUCCACGCCAAUCAGCCCAUACUGUUAACUUUCUUGACAAAUCUUCUAAUCCCAGGGAUAAAACUUCAAUAUCAUCUGGUUUUGACUUUCAUCCACUCCUGCAAAGAACUGAUGAUGCAAAUUGUGACUUGGAAGUUGCAUCUGCAGUUGCACGACCCUCUUGUACCUCAGAAACAACAAGAGGAUGGUGCACUCAAGUUCAGAAUUCUGUCGAUUGUAGUUCAAAUGUUGCAUGUUCUAUACCUUCUAGCCCUUUGGCAAAAAGCAAUGAGGUUGACUUGGAGAUGCACUUGAGUUUCACGUCCAGUAAACAGAAAGCCAUUGGGAGCAAAGGGGUGGCUGACCAUUUUAUGGAAAGAUCACCUAAUAGUGCUUCUGGAGAUCAAAAUUCUCUAAACAGUGGAACUCCAAAUAGAACCACCCAGCAUAGUGAUUCAGGUGCCACUGCAAGGAUUUUGUCCAGCGAUGAAGAAACUGGAAAUGGCGGUGAUGAUUUGGAAAACCAGUCUCUUGUAGAAAUUGUGAUGGAGCAGGAAGAGCUUAGUGACUCAGAGGAAGAAAUAGGAGAAAGUGUAGAGUUUGAGUGUGAGGAGAUGGAGGACUCAGAAGGAGAGGAGAUAUUUGAAUCUGAGGAGAUAACCAAUGAUGAAAAUGAGGAGAUGGAUAAAGUUGCAUUGGACGACUCUUAUGAUGAACAUGUACCUAAUACACAUGGUAAUUCGAAAGGAAAUUCCUAUAGCAUUACUGAAGGCCAUGCUACUAGGUUUGAUAAAGCAACGGAUGACCAGCCCAGUUCUCUGUGUUUGAAUUCAAAUCCACCUAGGCCAGUUUCUCCCCAAGUCAAGUCUAAGUCUAAGUCUAGACAUUCCAGUGGUUCUGCUGGCAAACCCCAAGAUCCUACUUGUUCCAAGAGGUCUAGAAAGAAAUCAAGGCGGGACAGAGAUCACCCUACAGUACAGAAGUCUGCUUCUGACAUGCCACAACAGGUCUACCAAUCUUCUGUUGUUUCUUCACACAGGAAUUCCAGGAAACGUGCACGUAGAACAGUUUCAAGGAAAACAGACACAAGCUUGAUUGCUGACACGAAUGAGGAAAGUCCGAACAGUACUAACAAAGCUGAAGUAGGAUGAUUUUGCUUUAAUGAUUGGAAACGAAAGUUGGCUGAUUUAGCUUUUGUAGCCUCUUAAGUCUCAUGGUUGGUAUGGUUCUUGAAUGUGUUAAUUUCAUAUAACAUAUUAGGGCUGGGAGGGUAGUUGGCCCCAUUUUUUUGAAAGUUCUCUUGCUGCUAUGGGAAGGUUCAAGCUCUGCAAGUGCAUAUGUAAUAUUCUAUUCCAGAAAAAAAAGAAAAGGAAAUGAAUGUAUCAUGUAUAUAACGUUAAUUGUUAACUUUUGUUGAAUUCAACAAAUGAAAUUGAAUCAAA